GCCUCGCCCCCGCCCCCAGGACUCGGCUCCGCUCCGUCUCCUCCGGCUCCUUUAUUGCCCGCUUCAACAUGGCCGCCGAGCGUCCCCAUGGCAACGCGGGGCGGGAAGCGCGGCCCCCCCCCCCCCCCGCGCCCCCCACCCAGCGCCCCGUGGCCCCCAUUCAGCACCCAGUGGCCACCGCUGGUCACCCCACGGCUGACGUCCAGCACCCCGUGGCCACCAUCCAGCACCCUGUGGCCACCGUCAGCCCCCCCAUGGCUGAUGGCCAGCCGUCAGCCACCCCAUGGCUGAUGUCCAGCACCCCGUGGCCACCAUCAGUCACCCCACAGCUGAUGUCCAGCCCCCUGGGGCUAUCAUCCAGCACCCUGUGGCCACCAGCCAGUGUCCUACGGCCACCAUCCGCUGAUGUCCAGCACCCCAUGGCUACCAUCCAGCACCCCGUGGCCACCAGCCAGUGCUCCGUGGUCACCAGCCAGCGUCCCAAGGCCACAAUGCAGCACCCCACGGCCACUGUCCAGCGCCCCUCGGCAAAUGUGCGGCACCCCGUGGCCAUCAUCCAGCGCCCUGUGGCCAUGGCCACCGUCCAGCACCCCGUGGCCACCAUCCAGCGCUCCACAGUCGAUCUCCAGCGCCCCACAGCCGGUGCCCAGCACCCCACGGCCACCAAACAGCACCCCGUGGCCAAUGCCCAGUGCCCCAUGGAUGCCACCCAGCUCCCUGUGGCCACCACCCAGCGCCCCACGGGUGCCAUCCAGCGCCCCACAGCCACCAGCCAGCCCUCCGUGGCCACCACCCAGCACCCCAUGGAUGCCACCCAGCACCCUGUGGCCGAUGUCCAGGGCCCCACGGAUGCCACCCAGUGUCCAACGGCCACCACCCAAGGCCCCACAGAUGCCACGCAGCCCUCCAUGGCCAUCACCCAGCCCUCCGUGGCCACCACCCAGCCUGCCACAGGCGCCACCCAAG
Nipponia nippon (crested ibis) is the source of this 966-nucleotide messenger RNA. NCBI's taxonomy places the organism in Eukaryota, Metazoa, Chordata, Aves, Pelecaniformes, Threskiornithidae. The record is from RefSeq and is a predicted model, not a curated record.